UCCAAGUCCAACACUUCAACGUCAAUCAAGUCCAGUUUUGAGGCUUCCAAUUUGGCACUUUAUGUUUUUUUGACGUUCUUUGAUUUGUUUCUAUUCCCAACGGAUCGAGUCGUUAAGGUUCGUAUUCGUUUUUUGUUUGGGUUAUUUACCUAUAAUGGAUUGUUAUUAGGUCAUCGUAAAGGUUCUUUUCAUGUUAAAAGAAUAUGUCUGAUGAGAGUGAUCAAGGGAGUGAGAUUGGAAGUUUCCAGGGGAGUGAUGCCGGUAGUGACGUUGGAAGCCCUCGAGGAAGUGAAAGUGACGCGGAGCAGGGAAAAGUUAGAAGGUCAGUUAGUAGAUCGAGGAGUCGAAGCAGAAGUGUGAGCCGAAGCAGAAGUAAGAGUAAAAGUAGGAGCAGAAGCGUGAGCAGAAGUAGGAGUCGAAGUAGAAGUCCGAGCGGCAGCAGAAGUGGAAGUGGUUCCGAAGCAGAGGAAGACAACAGGAAUGAAAAAUCAGCCAGCGAGGAAGAACCUGAAGGUGAAGAACUAGGAUCAGAGGAUGAAGAUGACUAUGACGAAGAAGAAGAUGAGGAUGACGAAGGGCCUAGAAGCAAAAAGAAGAAGAAGAAAAACGAUCGAUUCGGCGGUUUUAUUAUUGACGAGGCUGAAGUUGACGAUGAGGUCGAAGAGGAUGAUGAGUGGGAAGAUGGCGCCCAAGAGAUUGGCAUCGUCGGAAAUGAAAUGGACGAGCUGGGUCCCACAGCUAGAGAAAUUGAAGGAAGAAGACGUGGGACUACGCUUUGGGAUUCACAGAAAGAAGACGAACUUGAGGAAUAUCUCAGGAAGAAGUAUGCUAAUGAGACAAUCGCAGCAAGACAUUUUGGAGAUGGCGGAGAAGACAUGUCUGACGAAAUUACCCAACAUACACUUCUUCCAAGUGUCAAGGAUCCAAAUUUAUGGAUGGUCAAGUGUAGAUUAGGAGAAGAGAAAGCGACAGCCCUCCUCCUUAUGAGAAAAUUUCUUACUUACCAAAAUACAGAAAAUCAGCUUCAAAUAAAAUCGGUCGUUGCUCCUGAAGGGGUGAAGGGUCUCAUUUACAUCGAAGCUUUCAAAAGACCACAUGUCAAACAGGCAAUCGAGAACGUUGGGAAUUUGAGGGAAGCAAGAUGGGCACAACGGAUGGUACCGAUAAAAGAAAUGACCGAUGUCCUUCGAGUGAUCAAAGUUCAAACUGAGCUCGUACCUAAACAGUGGGUUAGAAUUAAAACAGGUAUUUACAAGGAUGAUAUUGCAAAGGUAGAUUAUGUUGAUCUUGCUCAGAAUCAAGUCCAUCUUAAGUUAUUUCCACGUAUUGACUACACAAAACUACGUGGUGCACUACGUCCAACACAGGACAAUGAUCCUUUGAAAAGGAAGAAGAAAAAAAGGCCGCCGGCAAAGGCUUUUGAUUCUGGUGCUAUAAGGGAAAUCGGUGGCGAGGUUACUUCAGACGGUGACUAUUUGAUAUUUGAAGGAAAUCGUUAUUGCAGAAAAGGGUUCCUUUACAAAGUAUUCAAAAUAAGCGCAAUUUAUUUUGACGGUGUAACACCUACACUCUCUGAAUAUGAGAAAUUCGAGGAAUCUCUGGAAGGCGCAGAUUUUGAAGUUUCGGUGAACAAAGACGGCUCGGGUCAUACAUUCAGCGCUGGUGACAACGUCGAAGUUUGCCAAGGUGAAUUGAAGGACCUGGAAGGGCGGGUCAUUUCCGUUGAUGGCGAUACAGUCACAAUGAAACCGAAACACGAAGCUUUAUCGGUUCCGAUCGGAUUCAAAUCACACGAGUUGCAAAAAUUCUUCAAACUUGGCGACCAUGUUAAAGUGCUUAGAGGACGUUACGAAGGCGAUACCGGGCUUAUCGUCAGAGUGGAGGAAAACAGAAUCGUCCUUUUCUCCGACUUAUCGAUGCACGAGUUGGAAGUUUUGCCAAGGGAUCUCCAACUCUGCUCAGACAUGGCUACUGGUGUCGACAGCCUCGGACAGUUCCAAUGGGGCGAUCUCGUUCAAAUUGAUGCUCAAAAGGUUGGCGUUAUUGUCCGAUUGGAGAGAGAGACUUUCAACGUUUUGAGUAUGGAGGGUAAAAUAGUUUCGGCAAAGCCUCAAUCUCUUCAAAAGAAAAAAGAAAAUCGUAACACGACCUGUUUAGAUUUUCAAUCAAACACGAUUCAAAAAAGAGACAUGGUUAUCGUUAUCGACGGCGCACACAGCGGUUGCAAGGGAGAAGUGAAGCAUAUUUAUCGAAAUUACGUUUUUAUCUAUUCUAACAAAAACGUAGAACACGGUGGUAUUUUCGUAUGUAAAGCGAAACAUAUUACACUCGCCGGUGGUAGUAAAGCGAACGACACUGGUGGAUUCUUAAACAGUUCAAUGGGCUAUAUGUCGCCCAGGAUUACAUCCCCUAUGCAUCCUCAUGGCGGCGGAGGAAUAAGUGGUGGUAGGGGUGGACGAGGCGGUGGCGGAGGUCUUAGAAAGGACAGAGAUCUCAUUGGAAAAACCAUCAAAAUUACAACAGGCCCAUACAAAGGUAACGUUGGUAUGGUCAAAGAUGCAACCAUGGAUACUGCUAGAGUUGAAUUACAUUCCAGUUGCAAGACGAUUUCUGUUGAUAGAAUGCAUAUUCAAAUAUGCGGAGCUCCUUCUGGAGUGGAUGGAUCUUUAACAGCGUAUAGCAGAACACCAAUGCACGGAAGCGCUCAGACCCCGCAAUACAUGGGAAACAAAACGCCGAUGCACGACGGGAACAGAACCCCGGCUUAUUUGGGCGGGGCGACACCAUCUCACGAUGGCGGACAAACACCCGCCUGGGAUCCUUCGGCGACGCCGGGAAGAAUGGAAGACGACAGGUUCGGAGAGGACGACUACACCAAAGUCAAUCCUUGCACGCCGCAGGUCAUGUAUGGAUCGGACAAAUCGACCUAUUCCUCUUUCGAUUCUACGCCUUCUCCGACUAAUUACGGAAGUAAUAGUUCAGUCUACUGUGCGUCCGCUUCUCCAGGAAGUGGUGUUCAGUCGUAUGGAUCACCGUCUCCUACAUACAGUCCUAGAACCCCUAUAAGCGGUUCUUCUCCAAGAACACCUAGUGGAGGACUCGGAGGAGAUAUUCUGGCAACCCAUGAUUGGCACACAACAAAAAUUGCGGUCAGAGUUAAGGAAGAUCAUCCUGAUAAGGGCUUGGCUAAUCAACAAGGAGUCAUAACUGGAGUGUUUACCGAUACAUGUGUAGUUUUCCUCCCUGACGAAGAUCGUAAAGUGAACAUUCCAAUGGACAUGCUACUCCCUGUCCAGCCGACCACGGGCGAUAACGUUAAGAUUAUCGUCGGUGAUUUGAGGGAAUUCGAAGGAAAACUGAUCGCCAUAGAUCAUAUCGAAGGAGUCGUCAAAUUAAAGGAUGCCCAAUUCCACGGGAAUAACGCUAUUCGAAUGAUCCCAAUCGAUCAUCUGUGUAAACUUGCCCCGCCAAAAAACCAACGAGAACAGAGUUAAAUAUUUUUAAUCUUUAAUUUUUUUUUCUUCUAUAUGUUAUCUUAAUUAAAAAUAUCAAAACAUUUUAGUCAAAAUACUUGAAAAUUACAGUCGAAAUAUAUGGCCUUAAUAAUUUUUUAUUAAGAUAAUUUGAUUUUUGUUGGAUUCUCUGUAUAAAAUAUUUAUAUUUUAA
Messenger RNA from Cimex lectularius (bed bug), 3666 nucleotides. It is a transcript of the gene Spt5, whose product is annotated as transcription elongation factor SPT5. The record is from RefSeq and is a predicted model, not a curated record. Gene Ontology annotation, molecular function: protein binding; mRNA binding. The coding region runs from base 204 to 3494 and encodes 1096 amino acids. The transcript has 19 exons. Gene Ontology annotation, cellular component: DSIF complex. Lineage: Eukaryota; Metazoa; Arthropoda; Insecta; Hemiptera; Cimicidae. Gene Ontology annotation, biological process: transcription elongation-coupled chromatin remodeling; transcription elongation by RNA polymerase II; regulation of DNA-templated transcription elongation.